Molecule: messenger RNA, 4487 nt
Organism: Alosa alosa (allis shad)
Lineage: Eukaryota; Metazoa; Chordata; Actinopteri; Clupeiformes; Clupeidae
Gene: pprc1
Product: PPARG related coactivator 1
Exons: 14
Coding region: 70-4062 (1330 amino acids)
Biological process (GO): positive regulation of transcription by RNA polymerase II
Cellular component (GO): nucleus
Molecular function (GO): transcription factor binding; RNA binding
Source: RefSeq, a predicted model, not a curated record
CGUGUCUCCGGCAGCACGGCUGUGAAGCAUUGCAGUGCAAUUCACGUUUUCACAAGGAGCGGUUGUAAGAUGGCGGCCCGGUGGGGAACAGGCGAAGAGAUUUUAACUACUCAUAAUAUGGAGUUUUUCUCAACUACAAGCCUGGAUGAGGCUGAGGCCCUUCAGGGUGCUCUUGUGGUGGACUGCAUAGAGGACCAGGGCCUGCAUGCUGGAGAUGUGGUGGAAGCCUUGCAUGGCUGCUUGGACCCCUCCAUCCUGUCUAUCUUUGAGGACUCCCCCACUGGAGAGGCAAAAAUUGGAAUUGACGAGGAGAGUGAAGCGAAUCUGCUUACUGCAUUAACCGAAGUACUUGACAACGUGGACGAUGAGAACCUGUCGCCAUUCGACAUGUUGCCAGACGUGGAGCUGUUAACAGGUCAAAAGGGCCGCGAGCACUCACCGUUAAGGAAGCUCUUUUGCCUGUCACGGUCACCCCCGGACAGAGAAUCCAUGUUCAACUCGAGAGCGUUUUCCAGUCCAGGAAAGAGUUUACCCAGAAUGCCAAGUGUGACGAUACAGCGGAGCGACGGUGAGGAUGAGGAGGAAAUGGCACACUUGUCUGACAUUGAGCCGUCUGUGGACCUGCUGGAUUGGAGCAGUGUGUCUCUGGAGCAGGAUGGUAGCUGUGUGGCGGUCACGCUGGGUGACCUGGUCAAACACAUGCACUGCAUGGCCGUGUGCCUGGAGGACGGCACUGGCGAACAGAUGCUUCCGGAAGGCGGGAUUGUGCUGGAGGUGGUGGACCAGGGAGAGCACGGUGAACCCAUCCUGGCCAUCCCUGAUCUGAGCCUUGAGCUGCCUGACUCUGGUUCCAAACAGGAGGUUCCAGACCAGACCCCCACGGUGGGUCAAGAACACCCUGCUCCUGAGGCCGACGCGCCAGUGGACGCAGUGGAGCCUGCAGGUUCACCACCGCCAUUGCUGGAGGAUCAGGAAGAGAAGGUGGUCAUCAAGCGGCCGAAGGAGGAGGUGACUGAGAAGUGUCCCUCACGCAGGAAAAAGAAACGGAAAAAUAAAGAGGCCCAACCUCUGCCCGUGUCAGAGGGUAGGGUCUUGAGAAGCACCACAAAGGAUCUGACAAAGAAAACUCAGGAACAGCAAGAGCUGCAGAAGAGAAAAAAGAAGGUGACCUUUGCCCCAGUCGUCUCAACAACACUGGCAUCGGAGGUCGCAACUACACCCAAGGCUACCUUGGCUGACCACCCUCAGGUGACGCCCCAAACCCCCAUAGACAAGAACCCUGCCCCCACAUGUGAUGAGCUCAGGAUGGAUGCCAGCGCACCCAAAGCUUCACCAGCUCCUGCAUCGCCACCUGUGCCAGCCCCAUCACCCGUGCCAGUGCCAGUGACCGCACCCAGUGCUACCUCUCCCGUGCCAGUCAGCGCAUGCGCCCAGGAGAAGGCUCCCGAGGAGCCAGUGGUGGCCCCUGCACCCAACGAGCCUAAACCCAAGCCGCUGAGCCUGCAGCAGUACCGCCUCCUGCGGCAGCAGAAGAGACCCGCUCCCCUGGAGAAGGCCGGCGACAACAGCACCAAGUGGCCCUCUCUGCCUGAGCCCCCCAAGGAGCUGCCCCUCAUCCCCUGCCUGCCACAGCCCAGCCCAAAAGACCCACGUAACCUGGCAGCCGCCAAGGAGCCCUUUCCUGUCGAGAAGCCCGUCUGGCAGCCCAAGGGCCUGGCUGCUCCCCCCACUCCAGAAGCCCUGCUGGUGCCACCUGCCUCACUGGUGGCAGCCUCCAGUAAACCUGCUGUGCCCAAGCCUGUCUCUGUGCAACCUUCCCCUGCCUCCACCCCCAGUCCCACUCUUGCCCCUACCUCCACCCCCAGUCCCUCUCCUGCCCCUACCUCCACCCCCAAUCCCUCUCCUGCUCCUGUUGCUGUUCCUUCUCCUGCCCCCAUUCCCUCUCUGCAGCCCCAGGGCCAAACUUCAGUAGCCGCGUCUCAGAACACUACGACCAGCGAUGCCCCGCUGCACGCCAUUCAGCCGGCUCCGCCGCAAGCUGCUGUUUACAAGACUGCUCCACUUCCAAGUGCCACUACGCCCACCGCCUCCCAGGUGCUGCAGGCCAUCGUGUCCCAGCCGCACAUCGCCCAGCUGCUCGCCGCGGCCCUCAAGGGCCAGAAGCUGCCCCUUGUGUUGCCUCAGGUCCGUAGCAACGCCCUAACACCCCAGACCCAGAGUGAUGUUUACCCCAGAACCACUACAGAGGCCCAGCCUGCUGCUGCUGUUGCUGCUUCUGCUGCUUCCACCCUUCAGAAGGUGGUUGCUACUCCAGCAGCUGCUGUCUCUGUUGCUCCUUUGCAAGCCCAGAAAAAGCCAGAGCAGACUGUGGUGUCACCCAAGCCGGAGCCAGUCAAAGUGGCAGUGACACAGCCGCUGCAGAGGCAGGCACCCGUGGCAGCUGCUGUGCCCACCAACCCUUCUGUGGUGGCAGCCCAGAGCCAGCGCAAAGCCCUACCUGUGCAGCCGAAGCAAACACCAGCUGUGGCACCACCCAAAGGGAAGAGUCAGACCGAUGAACUAAUUGAGUCUUUUACAAGUGAGAUCGGCAUCGAAGCUUCUGAUCUUGCAAGUCUGCUUGAGCAGUUUGAGGAGACCCAAGCCAAGGUGGAGCGCAGUGUGCCGGAGGUCUUUGGCAGAGCAGCCGCUGUAGGAAACUCCAGUGUUGAGACAACAAUGGAACGUAAACCAUUGGAGGGAACCAAAGUCCAUGACCUAGGUAGCACCGCAGGCCUCACUCCUCCAGGCACUCCUCCCCAUCAGAUGUGGAAGCCCCUGGUGCCAGCUGUCUUGCAGGGCAAAAGCAAGAUGGCCGACGGCACCAAGCAGACCCCCACUAAGCUGACCAUCCAGAUCGAGCCUCGGCCCCUGCCGUCAAGCAAACUCCGUGGCAAGGUUCAGCCCAGUGCGGCCGCCUUCCAGCCCUUCUCCCCUGACCACGACUACUGCCUCCCCUCAAAAGAGUCUUCCUCUGAGGUUGGCAAACGCUGGAACAUCAAACAGCAGUCCAGCAUAACCAUUAAGACCUUUGAUCUCCCCUCGGAGGUAAAGGAGUCACGGCAGCCGUUGACGCAGUGCCCCCAAGUGGCCAGCGUGUGCAGCAAGCCCAGUGGAGCUCCUCGCCCUCUGGAUGAGCAGGCUCUGGCCAGCUCGGUUCUGGUGACCCCAGACGCCUCCCCGUCAAGGGUCGAACCGGAGGUGGCAAGAACGAGGAGCCCGAAGCGGGAAUGUCCAUCAGGCCGUGGCUUGCGCUCCCCUAGCCCCUGUUGCAGGAAGAGGGGUCGAGCAAGGCGGCGCCAGUCGGACCACUCCAGAUCCAGCAGUUCGGGCUCCAGUUCCAGGUCUUCAUCCAGAUCUCAAUCCCGAUCACCCCCGAGAAAAAGAUGUUAUCGCUCACACCGGUCUGAGAGCACCUCCAGUUCUCGGUCCCGGUCCAGGUCACGCUCACGGUCUGAGUCCCACUCGCCGCACAGACGGCGUAGGUACUCCUACUCUAGCUCCCGCUCUGGGUCCUGGAGUAGGUCCAGGUCCCGCUCCAACUCCCCAAACUCACACAGGCCUUGGAGGAGCAGGAACAGUCCUAGGUCCAGUCGUCACAGCAAGCAGGAACGCAGUGAAGAAGUGAAGAGACACAAAGAGAAGGCGAUUGAGGAGCGUCGGGUGGUUUACGUGGGCCGCAUCCGUGCAGGGAUGACCCGUGCGGAACUGAAGGAGCGCUUCUCGUUGUACGGCGAGAUUGAGGACUGCACCUUGCACUUUAGAGAACAUGGGGACAAUUAUGGAUUUGUCACUUACUACGACACAAAAGAUGCCUUUACUGCCAUCGAGAAUGGCAGCAAGCUCCGGCGACCCAACGAGCUUCCGUUUGACCUCUGCUUCGGAGGUCGGCGGCAGUUCUGCAAAACCAGUUAUGCUGAUCUUGAUUCAAAUCGAGAGUAUGAUCCAGCUACCGCCAAGCGCAAAUUUGAUGCACUAGACUUCGACACUUUACUCAAGCAAGCUCAGAAAAACUUGAAAAGGUAACAUGGAGAAGCCUGGGUGGCAGAACGGGAGAUCAAAAUCUAUUACCUCAAGGCCUUCGCCGGCCUCCUCCGCUGCCCAGAUUGUUGUUUUGGUUGACUGUUUUUGUUUUAGUUUUGUCCUAGUUUUUUGUUGUUUUUUUUUUUUUGCAAGCUUACACCUUCUAUUGAAGUGAAGAUUUGUAUUAAAAGAUAAAAAUAGUACCAAAAAAAAUGAAAAUUAUUUGAAACUAUAAAACUAUGAAUGGAAAUUGUUUUUGUUUUUUAAAAGAUUGAUUUAUUUAAAUGUUUUAUUUGACUUGCCAAGCGCUGAAAACAAAACAUUUUAAGAAAUUGAGAAUUAUGUUUGAGCUUUUAUCAGUGUUUGGGGAUUUGUGAAUUACAUUGCACAAAAUGUAUGUCAACCCUAAUAAAUAUUUAAACUGGUAA